AUGGUGAAUGAGUUAGUUGUGACUCUCAAUGACAUGUACCUGGGUGGACGUGGACAUGACGACCUUCCGCGUCGUGCCGCUGGAGAGCCGCUGCUAGCUGUCCAUGCCGAGGUGCACCGAGAGCUGGAAGAUGCGGUUCGCCGCUUCGGAGAGCCGCCGAUGGACCUCGACGGCCCAGGAGCCCUUGCGGAGCUUCGGGUGUCUCAGGCGUACCACGGGGAGGCCGUGGCCACCGCCCCGGUUGGCUUCGACAACGUCGACCGCAUCUCUCUGCCUGCUGCUACGACUUCUCCACAGACGCUAGAGCGUUUGGCUGGUGAUGUGGGCCGAAAGAUCGCCAAUCGCUUGCAAGAAUUGUUGCUACCCCGAGAACAGGGGUUGGACCGCAUUCGUACUGAGGGACCACGUCGGCCAUAUGUUGAUCCCAACCUUCGUAACCCUAAGCUGUAUCAACGAGUACUUCGACGGCUGGUGGACUCUAACGUGGUGAGUUUCCAGCUGGAUUGUGAGUGCUCGGUCGGGCUCUUUUUCGUUCACAAGAAAAAUGGCGAUCUGAGGAUGAUCCUAGAUGGCCGCUACUCGUCACUGCGUUUCGGCGAGGCCGACAAAGUUGAGUUAGCCUCAGGCGGUGCUUUCAGUCAGAUCGCCGUAGACGGGGACGACCCAAUCGCAGUGGCGGGCGUAGACAUCGCUGACGCUUUCUACAACAUUCUGCUGCCUCCAUGGUUGCAGAAAUACUUCGGCCUCCCGCCCGUCAGGGCUGGAGACUUCAAUCUUUCUCACGUUGGCGAGGGCAUCCCCGUUCAUCCUUCGCAAAAGGUGGUGCCCUGUUUCAGAUGUCCGCCCAUGGGCUGGAGCGUGAGUCUUUGGAUCUGCCAGACCUUGAAUGAGCACAUCAGUUCUCUAGUCCCGGGCGUCAGUACACAUAACCUCCUUGUUGAUCGUAGACCAGCCCCGAGUUUGAGCGAUGAUUUCAUUCACACUGAGUACGUUGACAACUUUGUCUCACUGUCUCGGUCCGUGGAACGCGCUGGGGACAUCGCCCGGGCCGUGGGCCGCGAACUAAAUCGAGUCGGGUUGCCUACGCAUGAGGUCGAGGAAGGAGUAGGCGGUCAGACUUUGGGCUGGGAGUUUGGUUCGAGUGAUGCUGUCAUCGGGCUAAAUCCUCGUUUACGGUGGAGGUUGCGUCUGGGCAUCCAGGAGAUCUUGAGGCAAGACCGCUGUGCUGGGGACACGCUCCGGAGGGUCAUAUCGCACUACACAUCUCGGGGCCUCAUCAGGCGGGAACUUUUGAGCGCUCUGGGUGCCGUGUACUCGUUCAUCCGCGUGGUCUCUUGCGUGGACGCCUCGUGGUGGGGGGUUGGAAUCACCGAGAAGGAUUUCUCGCAUGAUCAGGUCGUCGAGUUGUCGUCCUUCAACGAGCGAUGGAGAUUUGGGCGAGAUAACGAGAAGUCGAUGCCUCCCCGAGCUUUCGACAUUGGCAUGUGGGAAGAUGAGACCGAGGAGACCGAGACGAGCACGGGGUUCACCGAGCCCUACCAUGUCCAGGAGGCCUCGAAGGGCCUGAUGUUCAAGGAGCCCAUCAAGGUCUUCUUGAAGCCCUCAGAGGCCAAGUUCAGGAGCGUCUCGAAGGAGGUCUGGGGUGGAGUCUGGAAGCGUGUUCUCUCGAAGCCUUGGGAGCGCGAGGAACCCCAGGUCAUCCUGGAGGGCAGGGCUCUGGUCAGCUGUCUAAAGCACCUGCUUCGGAACUCUGGAAACUUCAGGCACGCUCAUAUUAUCCUGAAUGACUCUAUGGCCCCGUUGCUGGCUUUGCUCAUGGGCCGGCCCAGAGAGAGCCACUCGGUUCUGGAGCAGGAGUCGGUGCCCGCCGCCACUUGCCAGGACUACGAGAGGCGAGCCCACUACGUCUACCUCGGGGUCGAGCACUCUCGCCUGGAGACGGUGGCCGAGGAGCAACUGCACAAGGCCCUGGUGACGUACUUCCGCGAGCGGUUCUUGGAGGGGGGCGAGAGCAUGAACGCGAGGAAGCUCCUCGCGUUGCUGGCCUUCGCGGGGUGCCACCUGGGCCUGAAGUACAGCAGCCUGCGGUGUGCGACCCGAACUGCUCGGGGGGGGCGCAAGCGGUCUCCGCCUCGGUCGCUGCUUCGGCUGCCGUGGGCCGCCGGCUGCCUUGUCAUUCGCCAGAUAGCUCAGGCCAGGAAUCGAGUACUGGCACACCUCACGGCCGUGGCCCUUGCCCUGUACCUGAUGCCGUCGGAGGCGAUCUCUCCUACCUCCCACGGCUUGGCGCCGCCGUCAGUGCUGCUCAAAGGCCCGCGCAGGACCUGGAGCAUGACGCUUCGCUGGAAGGUAGGCGGGGUGGCAGGCCAGACUGGGGUGUACGACGAGUCGCUGGUGUUAGACAGCCCUGCCUUCCUCUGGCGCGAGGAAACGCGCCGCAAGUUGCUGGUUCGCGCCCCCACCCCAGACGAAGUAACAGAGAGAAAUCGGUGGCCUACAGAUCAGGUCGUGAGGCGGGACACCGAG
This is a messenger RNA of Prorocentrum cordatum, 2526 nucleotides long. Lineage: Eukaryota; Dinophyceae; Prorocentrales; Prorocentraceae. The record is from the annotation of a GenBank genome assembly.